AUGUCGGUAAAAUUAUUCCUUGGAAAGACACUAGUAACCUUUAUUGCUCUAUUUAAGACAAGCUAGUUCCAUUUGCAUUUCACUUCAAAUUCUAAACUAGUUCACUUUUCUGUCUUUAAGGUUAUCAUGGCUCGUUCAAUUUCUAUGGUUUCCACCAUGUUUGUCUUCCUUCUCCUUCUUGUGGCUACUGGGCCAAGUAUGGUGGCAGAGGCAAGGGAUUGUGAAUCUAAAAGUCACAAAUUCAAAGGAACAUGUUUGAGUGAUACCAACUGUGCUUCUGUGUGCCAAACAGAACGUUUCACUGGCGGACACUGCCGUGGAUUCCGUCAUAGAUGCUAUUGCACUACACAUUGUUGAUGAAACAAAGAUGAUGGAUCCAUCACCUUUUUCUACUUGUGUGUGUUUUGAAUAAAGCUACAUAGCUACCCAUUUUGUUAUGGGUUUCUUACUGUCUUUUUCUUCUUCUUUCUAUCCUGUGUGUGGAAGUAAAUGAUUAAGUUAUUGUACUUGUUCUUUCUAGCUUACAUGAAUGAAGAGAAUUUUCUUUUUACUAA
Messenger RNA from Lathyrus oleraceus (garden pea), 554 nucleotides. Its product is annotated as defensin Ec-AMP-D2. The record is from RefSeq and is a predicted model, not a curated record. Gene Ontology annotation, biological process: defense response. Lineage: Eukaryota; Viridiplantae; Streptophyta; Magnoliopsida; Fabales; Fabaceae. The coding region runs from base 127 to 357 and encodes 76 amino acids. The transcript has 2 exons.